AGACGGAUCUGCUGUAAAUACGGAACAACACCAGAACAAAAAACGGGACCAAAGACAUUUCUUUAAGGUUGCGUCAGACCUAUUCAUUGUUCAUUCAAAUGGAAAAUGCCAAGAAAUCUGUUGAUGUGCUCUCAACAUCCCUGUCAAAAUGCAUAUCAGCCUGUGGUUCUGUGACGCAUCAAAUAUUACCACGCUGGACUCAGCACUCCAGACCCUUCCGUGUCAUCAACUCUGAUCGCUCCAUAAAAAAAGGCAUCAUGGCAGAUGACCUAGAAGACCUGCACCACAAGGUGAUGGAUGUAUUCCACAUACACUGUAUCAGUGCUUUGGUGUUGGAUGAGGAUGGAACUGGAAUAGAUACGCAGGACUUUUUUCAAACCUUAAAAGACAACACUGUCCUCAUGGUGCUGGGGAAAGGACAGAAAUGGGCCCCACAAACGAAACACCUUCCAGGUCAGAAGAAAGUAGAGAGGAAACGCAUGACCAAGAAAGACCCUGAUUGCAACUGGACACAGCCAAGGAAAGAUGUUGCCAAACUGACCUUUGAUCUUUACAAAAAACAUCCACAGGAUUUUAUUGGCUGCCUAAAUGUGCAGGCAACCUUGUAUGGAAUGUACUCUGUGUCAUAUGUAUUGCACUGCUACAAGGCAAAACGAAUGCUAAGGGAAGCACUAAGAUGGACUCUCUUCACUAUGCAGACCACUGGUCAUGUUUUAGUGGGUACUUCAUGCUAUAUUCAACAUCUUAUUGACGAGGAGGAGAAAACAGAGACAGAGAUGAUAACACCUGCAUACGUCAUCAAGCAAUUAAAACAUUAAAAGAUGGUGACCUCUUCAACUCCUUUGGCUAACUAACAACAAAUUGCAUAACUUGAAUCUUUAUACCCUGCUUCUUUGUUUUUUCUAUGAGCAUAUUUGUGAAUUAUUUACUUUUGUGUAAACAUUAUAAUAUGAACAGUUACCAUGUGUAUUUAAAAUGAGCUCAGAUCACAAAAUGAUAAACAAAGCUCUUACAAUAUGUAUUUAUUUUUGUUAUCUUUUCUUUUAAAAAGAACUACUGUAACAAUAUGCAUUAACUACAUUAAUUGCAUAAACAAAAGAUUAGUCAUGUUUAUAACAUUUGGGCAAGUAAACUGUAAGUGAGUUCUAUAUGCAUGUCCAGAUAAGUUGCUUAAUUAAAACAUCAGUAAUGUAGAAAAAAUAGGGAAGCAUUGAAACUUGGUUAGAAUGUUUCAGUGUAAAUGACUUUAAUAAUGAUAAUGCUUUGACAGGAACAAGGUGACCAUUGCAGAUAUGUAACAUACUAAGGAAAAAAGAUAUGAAAGAGAUAUGUUUAGCUUUGCUAAAUGUUUAUGCUGUAUUUAUUACUGCCUUUGACUGAACACUUUAUUGACUUUUCUAAUAGCUGUUGCUGUUUAAUAAAUAUUUUGGUUCAAUAAAUAAGAUUAUGUCU
Danio rerio (zebrafish) is the source of this 1452-nucleotide messenger RNA. It is a transcript of the gene cidec, whose product is annotated as cell death inducing DFFA like effector c. Gene Ontology annotation, biological process: apoptotic process; intermembrane lipid transfer. Lineage: Eukaryota; Metazoa; Chordata; Actinopteri; Cypriniformes; Danionidae. The record is from RefSeq and is marked validated.